AUGAUUCUGGAAAAUCACCGAAUCACUAUCAGAGAGGUUGCUGAUGAUGUCGGCAUAUCAUUCGGCUCAUGCCAAGCAAUUUUUUCGGAUGUUUUGGGCAUGAAACAUGUGGCAGCAAAGUUUGUUCCGAAAUUGCUGAAUUUCGACCAAAAACAACGUCGCGUAGACAUCGCUCAGGAAUUGCUGAAUGAAGUCAACAACGAUCCAGAACUUCUCAAAACGGUCAUAACAGGUGACGAAACAUGGCCACCGUAUUCACCGGACAUGGCUCCCUGUGACUUCUUUCUAUUCCCGAAGUUGAAGAGAACCCUGAAAGGACAACGUUUUGCCAACAUUGAUGAAAUAAAAACAGAAUCGCUGAAGGAGCUGAACGCCAUACCGAAAAUGCCCGACCUUGUUGUAGUGCAAGGACUCACCCUGGACCGUCCCUGGGCUCGGGGCCGUCUUAGGCACUUUCCGUGA
Trachymyrmex septentrionalis is the source of this 462-nucleotide messenger RNA. RefSeq lists its product as uncharacterized. The transcript has 3 exons. NCBI's taxonomy places the organism in Eukaryota, Metazoa, Arthropoda, Insecta, Hymenoptera, Formicidae. Bases 1 to 462 code for a protein of 153 amino acids. The record is from RefSeq and is a predicted model, not a curated record. Gene Ontology annotation, molecular function: nucleic acid binding.